UAAUAUCGUACAAUAGUUGGUAAUCAUUGUAACAUCAAAGAGAAUUUGUUACAAUAAUAUUUGAAUCAAAGAAAUAACUAAAUCCAAUUCCCUAUAAUCAUAUUUAACACCAUAAAAAAACAAACUAGUAUGGAAUCCAAUUGUUUACAAAGUACAAUUGCAAAUGUACAAGCAAAAUUUGAAGAUGUUCGACAACUAUUGGAUGAUCAUGAAAAACUCAGGACAGAAUGCGAACCGUAUAAAAUAAAAUAUCAGGCAAUUGAAAUUUUACAAUCAUUGAAAACAGAUCUGAUCAACGUCUUAACAAACAUGCCAGAGGAAGAGAAAGAGGAAGUGAUCAUAAUGCUUGGUGUAGUGCACUUGAAACUUGGUUUAUUACAUACUGAUACGGAAGAAUUGAAAGCAGGUGAAGAACAAUUCAUGAAAUGUAUAAAAUUAUUGAAAAAUAAGGAACUAGAACCAAAAGUUAUUUUGUCAAUAUUAAGUGCUUUAAAUCAAUUGGGUAUUAUAUGGUCUAGAUGGAAUCAACCAAUGAAAGCAAAAAGUUUUUUAGAUCAAGCUGAGAAAUUGUACAAUGACUUUAUGAAUACUAAUAAUCCAUGUAGAUACCCUAUUAAUAUAGUCCAAAAUUUUGGAAUCGAACAGGUUAACGAUGAAUUAAAUCCUAAAGAAAUAAUGGAAAAAAUUCAUACCUUGACAUUAUAUUAUUUAGCUCAGGUAUAUAGUUCCUUGAAAGAUCAUUAUCAGUCUGCAAUAUAUUGCCAUAUGACUUUGCGCAGACAGUUAGGUCAUAAUGAUAUUAUGCAAGACUUAGAUUAUAUUGAUUGGGCACUAAAUGCAGCAACAUUAUCACAAUAUUUUAUAGAAAAUGAUGGUUUCCCUCAAGCAAAACAUCAUUUAGCAGCUGCAUCUUACAUACUACAAAUAUAUGAAAAUAUGUUGAAACAAAAAACAGAAGAUAAUGGUGAAGAUGAAGCACUUGCAGCUGAAUGGGAAAAUUUUAAACAUAGAAGUGCAGAUGUUGCCAGGUGUUGGGCUAAAUAUGGAAUUUUACUUAUGAGUUUAUCAAAACAAAGGCUUCUACAAAAAAAUGAGUCAAAACAGGAUAAUAAUCAGAUAGAUAAUAAGGAUUUCUCAAAAUUAAAAAUAAUUGACGAUUUAAGAUUCAAUAUCUUAGAAAAAGAGAUAGAAGCAAUUGCCAAUCAAAUAACUGAUAAAUACUUGUUAGACUUUGCUGAUGCAAGAUUAGUCUUCUUAAAUGCUCAAAAAUGGCUAGAGCAAGCAAAAACAUAUUAUACUUUAGAAAAUCAUGCAUCUGAUCACAUACUGAUUGUACAAAGUAUUUCUCAAGCUUAUAAAUAUUUGUCAUUUUUUGAGGAGAACGAAGCUAGACAAGCAAAAAUGCACAAAAAGAGAAUAGAUAUUUUAGAAAAUGUUAUCAAAGAAUUAAAUCCUCGUUAUUAUGAAUCUGCUUGCAGGCAAAUUUGGGUUGAAUUAGGAGAAACAUAUUCUGACAUUCUUGAUAUAAAACUUGAUCGCUUACGAAGCUCUGAUGAAAAACCUACACCACAGGCAUUAACAAAAAUUAAUCACUUAGUAAAAAGUUCUAUAAAAAAUUUUCAAGCAUUUCUCGAUUCCUUACAAAUUCAUAAUUCUAAUUCUGGACCAGAACAGUUUUCUAAUGAAUUAGUGCAACCAGCUUUGUUUUCUUAUUUCCACCUUGGUAGAUUGUACAAUAAAAUAAUAACUCCUGACAAAACAAUUCAAUUGGAAAACAUGCAAAAUAGUUAUAAUGCAUAUAAAUUCGUAAUUGAUUAUUGGAAAAAAUACCCCAAUGCGGCUGAUGUGAUGGGAGUUGAACUAAAUCUAUGCAAAGAAUUGGUAAAUUUGUUACCAAUGAAAAUAAACAUGUUACGAGAAGGAAUAAUAAAUAAAUAAAGCUAUAUUCCAUUAAUGCAGAGAUCUUAAUCUUAAUAUUUAUGUAAAUUUUAAAUCACUUUUUAUAAGUAACAUUUUGGUGCAGUAUUAUCUAUUUUGUUU
This is a messenger RNA of Eufriesea mexicana, 2040 nucleotides long. Its product is annotated as KIF1-binding protein homolog. Gene Ontology annotation, biological process: central nervous system projection neuron axonogenesis; neuron projection maintenance; microtubule cytoskeleton organization. Lineage: Eukaryota; Metazoa; Arthropoda; Insecta; Hymenoptera; Apidae. Gene Ontology annotation, molecular function: protein binding. The transcript has a single exon. Bases 130 to 1938 code for a protein of 602 amino acids. The record is from RefSeq and is a predicted model, not a curated record.